This is a messenger RNA of Aethalodelphis obliquidens (Pacific white-sided dolphin), 2267 nucleotides long. RefSeq names its product heat shock factor binding protein 1 like 1 (gene HSBP1L1). NCBI's taxonomy places the organism in Eukaryota, Metazoa, Chordata, Mammalia, Artiodactyla, Delphinidae. The record is from RefSeq and is a predicted model, not a curated record. The transcript has 3 exons. Gene Ontology annotation, biological process: cellular heat acclimation. Gene Ontology annotation, molecular function: transcription corepressor activity. Bases 1882 to 2109 code for a protein of 75 amino acids. Gene Ontology annotation, cellular component: nucleus; cytosol.
GGAUCUAGUUCCCCAACCAGGGAUCGAACCUGGGCCUCCUGCAGUGGAAGCACAGUCUUACCCACUGGACCAUCAAGGAAGUCCCCCCACGAUUUGAUCUUAGAAUAUUUUUGCCCCCAAGAAGAAACCCCUUAACUAUGGCAGUCUCUCCCCUUCCCCCUCAACUUCCUGUCUCCAUGGAUUUGCCAAUCUGGACACGUCACAUGAGUGGAAUCCAACCACGUGUCCUCUUGUGAUUGGCUUCUCUCACUGAGCAUCAUGUUCCCAAGGUUCAUCCAUGUUGUGUCAUGUGUCAGGGCUUCAUUCCUUCUUAUGCCUGAAUUAUAUUCCAUCGAGGGGAGGGACCACAUUUUGUUUAUCCAUUCGUCUGUUGAUGGACAUUUGGGUUGUUUCUACCUUUUGACUAGUGUUAAUAAUGCUGCUAUAGACAUUUGUGUACAUGUUUUUGUGUGGACAUAUGCUGUCAUUUCCCUUGGGUACAUACCUACAGGUAGAACUGAGAUUCUAUGGUAACUCUAUGUUUAAGUUUUUAUGGACCUGCUAGACUAGCUGCACGACUUUACAUUCCCACCAGCAUGUGACGUUCCGACUUUGCCACACCCUCGUCCACACUUGUUAUUGUCUCUUUUGAUUUUAGCCAUCACAGUGCAUGUGAAGUGGAUCUUGUGGUGGUUUUGAUUUGCAUUCUCAUGAUGACUAAGGAUGUUGGGUUUCUCUGCAUGCAAGGCUGUGUUUCACACACAUUCAGCAACCAGGUGUCCCCAUGUAGUCACUUGGCUGGGCUCCUGGGAUGUUGGUAGGACCCAGACAGACACAGCCCUGCCCCACAGAGGGGUACAGACAUGUAAACAAAGCAGGUACUUGCUAAGAACAGGGUCCUGGGACAUCACCCAUAAAAUGCCCCAUGAGCCACAAUCCAGACAGGCCUAAAGGGCAUCUGAGGGAGGGAAAGUCACAGUGAGGCCUUCCUUCCAGAUCUUCGAUAAAAUCAGAGCAGAGAUGCGAGUGUUGGCAGCCUGUUGGAGUUGGUCACAGAACAUAACUAUUCUUUAACCAUGCAGCGUGUUGCUUGUGGGAUCUGAAUUCCCCCACCUGGGGACUGAACCUGGGCCUUUGGCAGUGAGAGCUUGGAGUCCUAACCACUGGACCGUCAGGGGAGUCCCAGAGCAUAAAUAUUCUUAAUCUUAAAGUUGACAGCAGACAUGGCAGGGGUCCGGAGAGAUGGCCGAGCCUCCUGGAUGGAUGGUCACAGGUCCCAGGACCGCAGUGCGAACUUGGGCUGUGUGGUGACUGCAGCCACAUUCCAUCCCCACCCCUGCCUCCAGGAUCCCCCGUUAGACGGGUGACAGCCUUGCAAAAACACGACGGGACACGGGAAGGUCGAGCGCUGGAGGCUGGGGAGGCUGGGGAGCCGGUGUCUCCUGGAUGCAGAGAUUGGUGUGGGAAGGCUAGGAAGUCGCGGGGGGGGGGGCGGGCGGUGGUUUGCACAACAGUGUGAACGUACCUAACGCCACCGCACUGCGCCCUGAAAACAGCCAGAACGGCAACUUGGAGCUUGUGUGCUCUUUGCCACAAUGAUAAUGGAAAGGUCGUGCUCACUCUGGGCUCUGACGCAAUGAAAACGAAGCCAACAGCGUAGCCGGGAUCGGCUGGUCCGGCGAGGUCCCGCCCCGCCCGGACGGCCACCUGCGCCCCGCUACGGCCUCACCUCCGUGCCAGGCUGCUCGGCCCAGUUCGGGCGCACAGCCCGGGCCGCGCGGGUGGAUCCACGGCCAUCGCCGCGGGAGCCGCGGGCGGCGGAGCGGAGCCGACAGAGCCACCGGCCCCGGGACCAGCCGACCCACCUGGACACCCCGCACCCCGGACCCGGGGGACACCCCCAUGGCCGCGCGGGGCCCCGAAGCCCCCAGCGGGCGCGCGCUGCGGGACGCGGCAGAAAAUCUAUUUCAGGAACUUCAAGAACACUUUCAAGCUCUGACUGCAACGUUAAACCUGAGAAUGGAAGAAAUGGGAGGCCGCAUUGAAGACUUGCAGAAGAAUGUGAACGACUUGAUGGUGCAAGCUGGGAUUGAAAGUUCUGCUCAAGAGCAAAUGGCGAGGCCUUAUUAAGGCACUCAGGUGUUCACCGUUUACAUAUCUUCUGCUUUCAUCUUGAAACAUUUAAGCCCAUAUUUGUUCACUAAGGGAACUACUGCUUCUGCACUACAUGAAAAACCUUCAGGAAUAAUAAAAAAAAUUCACAAAUGCUCUUUUCUAAAUAGAACAGA